This is a messenger RNA of Lucilia cuprina (Australian sheep blowfly), 2981 nucleotides long. Its product is annotated as protein phosphatase 1L. Lineage: Eukaryota; Metazoa; Arthropoda; Insecta; Diptera; Calliphoridae. The transcript has 7 exons. Gene Ontology annotation, biological process: protein dephosphorylation. Gene Ontology annotation, molecular function: cation binding; protein serine/threonine phosphatase activity. Bases 613 to 2295 code for a protein of 560 amino acids. The record is from RefSeq and is a predicted model, not a curated record.
CUACGAGGUGGUACGUACAAAUCGAACAAAUGUAAAAUAGCUCACACACAAUUUGUUUAGUUUCAGUCUUUUCUUUACGGUACUAGAGUCAACAAGUUGAAAAUACACAAAAAAAGUCAAGAAAAGAAAGAAAAAUUCUGAAAAAAAAGAAACCGACGACAAUCACGACAAUUGUCUCCGAUACAUACAGUGAGAGAGAACACAAAAGAAAUAAAUAAUAAAAUAUAAUUUUAUUUUUAUGUACAACUUAUUCGUAUAAAAUAAUAAUGAAAAAAUAAACGCGUAUUUUGUAAUAUUACAGAAUUUUUUUAAAUAAGAAACAACACACAUUAAAUAAUUAAUUAAAACAAAAGAAAAAUAUAUGACAAAAAACAAGUGACUUAGCAGCUGUUUAAAAGAAAAAAUAAAUUAAAAGAAAAGUCAUUCCUCUUUUAAAACUUACACGGUUUCAAUAAUUCGCCCUCAACUUAAUUAACUUUAGUACCAAUUUAAAAGAAAAACAACAGAAAAGCUGGACCCUUUCCUUUUAACUGUUGUAACGUGUUCCUUGUUUGAUUAAUCAAUUAAUCACACAUUUGUUUAUAUUGAAAUUCGUAUUAUUUGUUACGCUACAUGGAUGACGAGCUUGAGGAUAAAGUUUUCUAUCAAACAUACGUUUCACACAUGAAGAUCUUAUCGAAAUUUGCUGUGGGCUUUUCGUCCAUUAACUCACCCUUAGCCUAUAUUUGGAAAUUAUGUCGUCUCUAUGUUUUGCGACCAGAAGUGAUAUUUUGCGGUGUAAUACUAUUUAUUUUACUACUUUAUUUACAAGCUGUCGACACAUGGUCACGUGGUUUACUCGGCCGCAUACAGACCACUUUAAGUGGCCGCCAGAAAUCAAAUCGCAUGAAAUUAUUGGAGGCAUCCGGCCAAGGUGAUCAUCAAUCGUGGGAGGCAUUGCGUGCACAGAGUUCAGCAUAUGCGAUAUUGGGUAGAAGACCUCGUAUGGAAGAUCGAUUCAUUAUCGAGGAAAAUAUUAACAAUAAUACAGGCAUUUCAUUUUUUGCCGUAUUUGAUGGUCAUGGCGGUGAAUUUGCAGCUGAUUUUGCCAAAGAUAUAUUGGUUAAAAAUAUUUAUAACAAGGUCAUCGAAACAACAAAGUUGUUGAGUGUCCAAAAACAAGAACAGAAACAUUUGACGGCAGCUAAUGCAGCCGAUAAUGAUAAAGACUAUGUAGAAUAUGAUGCUAGUCCGUAUUUGAAAAGGAAAGCUAGCCGCAAAGACAAUAAUAACGAUGGUAGUAAUAAGGAAAAUGAACCAGUAAUUAGAAGACGUGAUAGUUUACGAAAGACCACAAGUGUGACCGAUGAUUGUGCUUCUAAAAAAACGAGUGAGAAAGAUUCUUCAGAUGUUUUUACGCUACAAUUAAACUCCCUCUUACGUGGUGUAGGCGGUGGUUCUAGUGUUAAGGAUAGUUUUUUAAAUAACAAUAAUAAUAAAGAUUCAGCGACCAACGAUGGCAAGGGACCUCAGCAGUUUGAUGCCAAAUGUUAUAUUGAAGGCGGUAAAAUUAAUUUCGGUAAAUUAAUUACCGAUGAAGUACUAGCCGCCGAUUAUAAAUUGGUGGAGGCAGCAAAGAAAACGACCAACAUAGCCGGUACUACAGCUUUAAUAGCCAUCAUUCAGGGCAGCCGUUUAAUAGUUGCUAAUGUUGGCGAUUCACGUGGUGUUAUGUGCAACUCUAGAGGAAUUGCCAUACCCCUGUCUUUUGACCAUAAACCACAACAGGUUAGAGAACGUAAACGUAUACAUGAUGCUGGUGGCUUUAUAGCCUUCCGAGGAGUUUGGCGUGUAGCUGGCAUAUUGGCCACCUCUAGGGCUCUAGGUGAUUAUCCUCUAAAAGACAAAAAUCUAGUCAUAGCUAAUCCUGAUAUAUUAACAUUUGAUUUAAAUGAUCAUAAGCCCUCAUUUUUAAUACUGGCUUCUGAUGGACUUUGGGAUACCUUCACUAAUGAAGAAGCUUGCAGCUUUAUUAAAGAACACAUCAAUGAACCAGAUUUUGGUGCCAAAUCAUUGGCCUUGCAAUCGUACUAUCGUGGUUCUGUAGACAAUAUUACUGUUUUAGUAAUAGCCUUUAAGAAUGGUGUAUACCGCAUUGGUUCAGCAGCAAACACGUCGUCGGUAACAAAUCCUGCAUCUUCGUCAGCUCAUGGCUCAAAUGUGCCGAAUAAUUCUAACAAGGAAUCCUCUAAAUCAGCCGCCUCUGUUAUUGCCUCGACCAAUUUGAAUCGCUCGAACAGUGUUCGUACUAAAUAAUAAGAAAAACCUAUUAUUAGUGUUUUAAAGUCUUUAACAUAAGAUUGUCGGAAUCUUUGUUGCAUUCUAAAAAUUGCGCACCUAAAUGAAUUUUGUUAUUUCAAAAACCCCGCCUAACAUAAGAAUAACAAAACAAGUGCCCAAUGCUAAGAAAAAUCAAAUUCAUUUAUGUAAAAUCUACGCAUUUUAAUAUUUAAGUUAGAUUUUGUUUUAAAUUACAAACAAAGCAAAUGAAAUACCCACCACACCCGCCUGCUUCUUAUAGAGCGCUUCUUUCAUAUUUAUUAUAAACACAAAACCACUCUAAACCAAAACCAACUCCUUUUCUCUUUAAGAUUUUAUUUUGUUGUUUUUCUUUUUCUUUUAUAGGCUAGUAAUGAACUGAAAAAUGGAAAUUGUUGAAAAAUUAAUUUAUUAUAAAUUAAUUUAACUUUUUUGUUUGUUUCCUAUUUUAUUUAAUUCACUUAUUUAUUGUUUCUGUUCUUAUUAGAUAAUGAUUGUAUUUAAUUUAUUUAAAAAAAAACACACACACACCAACACCUCACUUGAAUUAUUUCUUUUCGUAUACGUUAGAUUUAAACGAGUUUUCUAAAAUUUAUUUCUUUAAACCAAAUAUUUAAAAUGAAGACAAAUUGUAAGUGUAAAAUUUUAAUUAACUAAAUUUUUACGAUAAUAAAAUUAGAUAA